Betta splendens (Siamese fighting fish) is the source of this 2314-nucleotide messenger RNA. It is a transcript of the gene dhrs13b.2, whose product is annotated as dehydrogenase/reductase (SDR family) member 13b.2. Bases 101 to 1372 code for a protein of 423 amino acids. The record is from RefSeq and is a predicted model, not a curated record. The transcript has 7 exons. Lineage: Eukaryota; Metazoa; Chordata; Actinopteri; Anabantiformes; Osphronemidae.
GCGUAACAGGAGGAGCUCCGCGCAAAUACAUUGAAACGAAAGUGAAAGCGUCCACGACGAGCCAGUGCGACAACAAGGGGGUUUCUACCAAUGAAAGAACAUGGGGUUGUUCCUAAAGAUCCUUAUUUACCUUAAUCUGUUCGCAGGUGCUCUGUGUGUCCAUCAGAUGUCCUGGCUGUCCUGUCCAUUCGUGGAUGAACAUGUGUUUGUGAAUAAAGAGGGCCACACAGAGACUCAGCUCAUCCACAGAGAGGCCAUGCUGCAGUUCGGAAAAAAAGGAGACGCUCCUGUCAACCCAAACGCCAUCACGUUCCUGCUCACCGGAGCCAAGAUGGACCUGCGGCGCCACGUGGAGGGCGCGGAGGCAGACGACCUGGAGUGUGAGCUGCAUCGCUUCAGCACGGAAGGCAUCCACGUGCCGUGGCCCGGCCAGGAGCAGGGGGCCCCGGAGUACAACCGCUGGUUCACCUGCACCCUCAAACACAGCAAGGGCCUGUUCAUGGUCACAGGCUUCCUCAGACUUCCGUCCACCCAGGCCCCCUCAGGACAGAACGACUACCGCAACUGGGCUCCUAUCGAGGACAGAGAGAUACUCACAACAACAGUUGCCAUGACCAUUAAAACAACGACUCCAACGGUGAAAGCACGACUGGGCUCCCAACAAAAGCUCCACUGCCAGUUCGCCGUCGACCACAAGAGUCCCAACAUCACUGUGGACUGGCACUGGCAGCACCGCGGCGAGAGGAACGGCCUGUUCGGCUACAACAGCCGCGCAGGGAAGCAGCACGGCAGCGGGGUCGGGCUUCGGGGCCUCGCAGGCGGAGACGCUUCCUACACCCUCCCUCACUCCAAGAUGACCAGCGAAGGGACGUACGUGUGCUCAGUGGCAGUGAACCCCCUGUUUGCACAUGUGGAUAUAAAUCUGCACAUUGAAGAGCCUCCUCGUGUCUCCAUAAACGUUGGACCAGUGGUCUCUCUGGUGGAGGACGAGGACCAGAAGGUCAUCUGUGAUGCGGAGGGCUACUACCCGCUGGAUGUGGAGAUGGUUUGGUACGAGCAGGAUCGGGCGGCGAUAGGCCAGAGGGUCGGCGCUCCUCUUCCCAAGGCGCGGCAGAACGUCCUGCUGUCGAGCCACAAACACAACAACGACAAGACCUUCUCGCUCUCAGCGUUCUUCUACCUCAAGGCUUCGCUGCAGGACUCAGGGAAACAGUUCACGUGCAGCGUCUCCCACCACUCGCUGAGAGUUCCCAUCAAGAAGAGCUUCAUCCUGAACGUGCAAGAGGCCAAGAGCUGGACAUUCAUCCUCACUGUUGGCUUCGUUGUGGUAACGGUGCUGGUCAUCGCCUUUGAGAUUCUGCGCCGCCUGUAACGAGAUUUUCCUUUUAGCAGUAAAAACUGGUUGUGUCGGUGGGUCCCUGAGCAGACGCUGACACACUGAGGCAGCAGAACAUUGUGACUGUGACCAUCACUACCCCUCAUGGAUGUCACAACGUUUAAUUUGUGUUUGCGUGAGUUUCUGUGAAACUGCUGCUUUGACUUAGUUCACACUAAAAGAGUUGAACAGAUCUCUUUUCUACUGAAAAGCCCCAAAGGAGACAGAUGGGUGGGGAUUGUACAUGUUAAAGAGAUUUAGAUGAAUUCAGGCUUUCCACACAUCAGCACUGUGUGUUUUUAGGGGAAAAUUGGGCUGUAAUGCGUUUUAAGAAUCACCAAUGAUGUGACUUUUUUCUGAUUUAUUCUCUAGAUGUAAAAGUUCCAGGUGUAAAUUAUUAUAAACUAUAACCCUUAAUAAUUUUACUUUAUAUGUUUAGUUUUACUGAUUUGUUUACUGCUUUGAAAUAAAAAAAACGUUCUUGGAGUAUCUUAUUGUCAUGCAUCAUCUUGGGUCAGAGAUCAAAGGUAAAAAUUCUGUCUUUACUCCUACUGCACUGACUACUAGGAUACUAGGAUUUUAUACAGUAUGAAUUUGGUGAAUCUGAGAAAAUACACACUACUAAAUACUGAAUAUACACACAAGUUAAACUAUAGCCAAGCAAUAAUGUGAUACAGUCUGUGUGAUGCCACACAUGCUGUAGACUAACAAACACAGAGGAAAGUAAUGGUGGAUGCACAAUGAACAACCUGCAAGUAGGUGGUACAGUAAAAGCUACUGGUCUGACUGGGGGAUGUGGAAACCAGUGAGUGGCGCUAUACAAGUCUGCUGUUACACAUUGCAACACCUGUAUGACACAUGAUUAGUAAGAAAUGCGCUGUCCCCAGAACAGUAUCUGUUUUGGUUGAAGCCAGGUCAGAAUAAAAGCUCUAAACCUGC